AUGAAGCUGUUCCCACUACUUCCCAAACGUGUAUUUACGGAACGCAUUCGUCGAGCUCGAUCGUUUACCGGUUUGAAUCAACGAUUACGUGAUACCGUCGGUCAGCAACAACAACAACAACAACAACAACAACCUUUCAGUGCGGAUGGGAUGCGGCGUAUGGGGUUACCGGAACGUCUGUUUCGUCUACAACGUUCGUCGUCCGAACGUGUUCGUCACUCUAGACCCGGUUCGUGGUUAAAUCUGUGGGACAAAGCGGACUCGGCUGGGGGUACGAAUAAUUUGGAUGUGAUCAAUAGACAAUUUUUCCCCUCACGAACUCCGUCAAUCAAUCAACCGCCAUGCUCAGUCGGGAAUACAGUGUUCACUGGAAAUGAGGCGAUACGGGACGUAUUCAAACUAUUAGGUGGUCGAGCCAAGUCGCUCCCGUCCGAUUAUCCGGAAGUCUUUCGUUGGAUUUCCCGUUGGGCUUUGACCAGUGACUCGCUUUUGUAUUACACACUGGGACAUGUGACAGUGGACACGCGGUCGGUGGGUUCGCAGACCCGGGUCGGACCGACGACAUGCGACAGUUGGGGCGUGACCAAUGUGGCGGGCUACGGUAUUGCAUGUCAGGACAACAGGAUAAUUCGCUUCGAACGGAAACACAACAUCCCAGCUCAGGCGUGUACAGAUCUUCCAAGCCACGUGGACGUGAAAAAUCACUGUGAAUUCCUUAUUCGUCAGUUGAAACGCUUCAAUCCACUACAAGAUCAACCGGUCUGUGAAACACUCCCCUGCCCGGGCCCGAACCAAUCCCAACCGGUAUUUGUCGAACGUUGGCAAGAGCAUGGGAAUAAUGUGAUUUUUCUCCUAUCCACCGGUGGGUGGCAAGUGAAUUUUCACAACCAUUCCAAACUGAUUGUGCAUUAUCCGCACAUUUUGCUUGCGUGUGAUGCCAGACGUCAGUCUAAGGAACCGGGCUACGCCAGUUCGAUCGAGCUAUCCACGGAGAAUUUGGAAAUGGAAUUUGAUCGUUGGCUAGAUCGACAUCCGCAACUGGAUCAUAUUCUACAAAUUUUGUUGUUUAUGCUUUUAUAA
Messenger RNA from Echinostoma caproni, 1080 nucleotides. Lineage: Eukaryota; Metazoa; Platyhelminthes; Trematoda; Plagiorchiida; Echinostomatidae. The record is from the annotation of a GenBank genome assembly.